UAUUCUCUUUGGUGAUAAUAUUAGUGUAGUUUUAGUGUAACAGUCUGUGGUCGGUCAACUUCUCUAGAUUUUGAUUCCAUCUGCGAAGUUCUAUUGAUUGCAGGCAGGAUAAAAUAACGAAAAUUGCUUAAAAUGGCUUCGAAAACACUCGCUGCUCCUUUUAUUCGUCAUGUAACGACAAGGGGUUACGCUCAGGCGGCGCCUGCAGUUAAGAGAGACCUGAGAGUACAGUCGGCCGUGCUGCCAAACAAAACGUUUGUUGCAGCCUUGGAUAAUGGCUCACCAGUAACUCGUGUGACCAUCGCAUUCAAGGCUGGAUCCCGUUUCGAGCCACAGGGAGAUUUGGGAUUGGCACAUGUGCUGCGCUCUGCGGCAGGCCUCACCACGAAGAAUGCCAGCAGUUUCAUCAUUUCACGUAAACUCUCACAAAUUGGUGCAUCUGUUAGUGCUUCUGGUGACCGGGAGUUUGUUUACUACACCCUUGAGACUACCCAAGACAACCUGCAAGCUGCAUUAGAUCUUUUAAACAACAUUGUCUCCAACCAAGAGUUCAGACCAUGGGAACUUAAUGACAAUGUGCCACGUCUCAAGUUUGACCUUGCUGCUUUGCCACCCCAAAUUCGUGCUGUGGACCUCCUUCAUAAGGCUGCAUACCGUCGUGGCCUUGGAAACUCUCUGUUCAUUGCUCCUAAGAGGAUUGGUCAAGUGUCUUCAGAGUCCAUGCAACACUUUGCAGGUCAGUGUUUGACCCCAAGCCGAUGUGCAGUGACCAUCAUUGGUGAUACUCAGGAGAAAGCUGCAUUAAUAGCACAAAACCUGCAACUGCCAUCUGGUGGUGACGGCAAGGCUGAAGCUUCAACUUAUUACAGUGGAGAGUUGAGGAAGGAAAUGGGUGGUGACUUGGCGCAUGUGGCUCUUGCUGUCCAAGGUGCACCAGCUGGCUCCCCACAAAGUCUCGCUUUGUCCAUAGCAGCUAAAGCUUUGGGCAAUGGACCUGUCACUAAGUGGGGUGCUGAUAACUCCCCUCUGUCCAAGGCCAUUGGCAAUAUUGGCCCAUUUGCAGCUGCUGGGUUCAAUGUGUCAUAUUCCGAUAAUGGUCUUUUUGGCGUUAUUCUUUCUGUACCGAAAGAUGAAGCUAAUGCCGCUGUUAAAAGCGUUGCCAAGCUAUUGAAGGGUGGCUUGAGCGCAGACUCUAUUAAAGCUGGCAAAGCGCAACUUAAACUUCAAGUCUUGAAUGAAGCGGAGUCAUUUUCCUCGUACGCCGAGUCAUUGGCAGCACAGGGACUCUACACGGGCUCUGUCAAAUCGCCUGCUGAUAUCGCCAGAGAUAUUGACCAGAUUUCAAACAAUGAUGUCGUUCAGGCUGUUUCAAACGCUGCCAAAAACAAGAUUUCAAUGGGAUCUGCUGGAAACCUUGCAUUUGUUCCAUAUGUAGAUGAACUUUAAAUGUUAAAUUAUCAUCUUUUAACUUAAUUGUGUACUUGUAAUAAACCCCAUAGUGAAUGUAACAAGACCCAUUUAAUUUUCUGUAUAGUAUGUGCAAUUGCAAGUUAAUAAUUUAUUAUAACUGAAAUAAAACAUUUAUUUCUAUUGUUA
Molecule: messenger RNA, 1596 nt
Organism: Manduca sexta (tobacco hornworm)
Lineage: Eukaryota; Metazoa; Arthropoda; Insecta; Lepidoptera; Sphingidae
Gene: UQCR-C2
Product: cytochrome b-c1 complex subunit 2, mitochondrial
Exons: 10
Coding region: 133-1446 (437 amino acids)
Cellular component (GO): mitochondrion
Molecular function (GO): metal ion binding
Source: RefSeq, a predicted model, not a curated record